Morone saxatilis (striped sea-bass) is the source of this 1772-nucleotide messenger RNA. It is a transcript of the gene cdc27, whose product is annotated as cell division cycle 27. Gene Ontology annotation, biological process: cell division. Lineage: Eukaryota; Metazoa; Chordata; Actinopteri; Moronidae. Gene Ontology annotation, molecular function: protein binding. The record is from RefSeq and is a predicted model, not a curated record.
UCUGUGUCCAGGAUCAGUCAGUCAAAGUCUGUCUUCAGUCAGAGUGGAAACAGCAGAGAUGUUCUCCCCAUCCCCUUCAACCAAUCACAGACCUCUGCCCCUCACACCAGUGGCUCCCCUCAGGUCCUCAGUCCCAGUAUGUCUGGUCCUCCCAACGUUCAGCCCAGAAGAAGCUCCAGACUGUUUACUAGUGCCAGCUCUACUGCCAAGGAGAACAGUAAGAAGUUAAAGAUGAAGUUUCCAACAAAGAUCCCCAACAGGAAAACAAAAUGUAAAUCAGCAAAGACUUCAAACAGCACCAACCUGAACGAGAGUCUGGACAUCCUGAGACUGGAUCCCAGUCUGAGUCUACCAGACACCAAGAUCCCCCAGUACCAAAGGGCUGCAGCAGACAGCGUGAUGGUGUUGCUACGGGAACUGGGACGUGGUUACCAGGCGCUGUGCUCGUACAACUGCAGAGAGGCAAUCAACAUCCUUACCUCCCUUCCUCCCCAGCACUACAACACUGGCUGGGUCCUCACGCACAUUGGCAGGGCUUACUUUGAACUGGCAGAGUAUACACAGGCGGAGCGUCUGUUCAGCGAGGUCCGAAGGAUCGAGUCGUACAGAGUUGAAGGGAUGGAGAUUUAUUCGACCACACUGUGGCACCUGCAGAAAGACGUGGCCCUGUCCGCGCUGUCCAAAGACCUGACCGACAUGGACAAGAACUGUCCUGAGGCCUGGUGUGUAGCAGGUAACUGUUUCAGCCUGCAGAGGGAGCACGACAUCGCCAUCAAGUUCUUCCAGAGAGCCAUCCAGGUGGACCCAGGCUUUGCGUACGCCUACACUCUGUUGGGUCAUGAGUUUGUUCUGACGGAGGAGUUGGACCGAGCACUCGCCUGCUUCCGCAACGCCAUCAGAGUCAACAACAGACACUACAACGCAUGGUAUGGUCUGGGGAUGAUUUACUACAAACAGGAGAAGUUCAACUUGGCAGAAAUUCACUUUAAGAAAGCUCUGAGUAUCAACCCUCAGAGCUCCGUGCUGCUCUGUCACAUUGGAGUGGUGCAACAUGCGUUGAAGAAGUCUGAUGCGGCUUUAGAGACUCUGAACAGAGCGAUUGGGAUCGACCCCAAAAACCCGCUCUGCAAGUUCCACCGAGCGUCCAUACUGUUCGCCAACGACAAAUAUAAGGCGGCUCUCCAGGAGCUGGAGGAGCUGAAACAGAUUGUUCCCAAAGAGUCUCUGGUUUACUUCCUCAUAGGAAAGGUGUAUAAGAAGCUGGGUCAGACUCACCUGGCUCUGAUGAACUUCAGCUGGGCGAUGGAUCUGGAUCCUAAAGGAGCAAACAACCAGAUCAAAGAAGCCAUCGACAAGAGAUACCUGCCAGAGGACGAAGCGGCUGAGGUGGACGACAGUCAGGACAGCAGUAUCAUGACGGACGCCGAUGACACGCAGCUCCACACAGCUGAGAGUGAUGACGUCCUUUAACCCCGCCAACCUAAUGAACCCCGCCCCCUGCUCGAGUCAAGCCCAACCCCCUGUUCUGAUUGGCAGGAGGAGUACUGUUGCUAGGCAACAUUCUGACAGACAGCUCUUCAGUUUAGCGCCGCCCUUGGCCCUCUUCCCCGUCCUCUGAUUGGCUGAAACAGACUGCUGCUGCCCUGACACCCCGCCCCCUGACCCUCCUCUUCCUUGUAUGUCAUCGAGCUCAUCCUCUGACAUCACAGCUGUUUUUUAUGUUCUUUUUAUCAUCGUUAUGAAAAUAAACCAAUAAAAACAUGUAAACUCCA